GAGUGAGCGAGUCAAACUGAUAUCACAAUUCAUUGCAAGCUUGAAAUCAUUUGCGCAACACAGUAAAAUUAAGGUGGUGUUUUUGCAAUUGUGAAAUAAAAAUUAUGGAUAGAAUUUAUGACGAAAAUAACGAUGUAUCAGCUAUAUUUUUCGAUUUAGAUAAUACUUUAAUACAAACUAGAAAGGGAGACAGCAAAGCUUGCAAUAAGCUUGUAAAAAUUUUGGUACAUGAAUAUGGUCUGCCUAUGGAUGCUGCCUCGGACAGUGCGUCUGCUUUCCUACAAGCAUUCAGAGCAAAACCAGACGAUGAAUCCUACGCAAUAGACGAAUGGCCCACGCACUUAUGGCGAAAUUGUCUGCCUAAAAACUAUAGGCAUAUUGCCAAAAAUAUAUCAGCACAAUGGUUAACAUUAAGGUUUCAAUAUUUAGCACUGACGCCAGAUGUGAUACAUCUUUUAGAAUCUCUGAGGGAGGAUUAUCUUCUCGGUUUGAUCACGAACGGGCCUUCGAGAGCACAAUGGGAGAAGAUCCAACGGCUGGAUCUUGAGAAGUAUUUCGACUGCGUGCUGGUCUCCGGGGAUCAUCCCUGGGAGAAACCAGAUCAGAACAUCUUCUUAGAAGCCUGCAAGUUACUCAAUGUUGAAGCCAGAACUUGCAUCAUGGUUGGAGACAAACUCGAAACUGAUAUUAAGGGUGGUAAGGACGCUGAACUAGGAGGAACGGUGUGGAUUCCUCUGCAGUAUGAUGAAAUGGUAUCAGAUCUGCCAGAUUUCAAAAUUCAAAAGGUGACAGAGUUACCGGAAGUGCUGCCAAACUCACCAAAACUAAAGAAGAGGGCUGCCUAAAUAAAUUUAUUAAAAGGGUAUACAUAACAGGAGGUACAGGUUGUACUUAACAAUAUUCUCCAAAUGUAGAGUUAAGUUAGUGUAUUCAUACACAAUACAACAUAUCUAUUAUGAUAUAGAAUGUUUGAAAAAAGUACCUGUAUACUUAAUAGUCUAUGAGCUAUGUUAUACAAUAAAUUCAUUGUACAAAAUGGCUUUUAGCAUAACAAGGUUUCUUCUAAAUAAAAAACUGCUGCUUAGUUACUAAUCUACCUGUCAAUGUCAAUUAAACACUGACAUGUCUUGAUAAAUUUAUAUAUUCUACAUGUCACUGGCAGAAUAUACUGUGCGCUUUGCACGGAUGAAGGCCAUAUUAUAAAAAAAUUAUAACUAUAUACUAUUAAAUAAUUCACUAUAUAAUUUUGAAACUUUGAACAUUAAUUGAAUACUUAUGUCAGUUAACAUUCCAAUAUAUUUUUCAGAACUUUAAUAUCUAUCCAUUAAAUCAUCCAAUGCAAUUCACAAUAAUCAAUUUCUUUCAAGUAGAUUUAUGUAAUUUUAUACUAAUGCCAGUAAGUAAGUUUGACUAUUUCAUGUGAAUGGUAUUUAACUACACAGACUAGAUUUUUUUAAUGUCAAUUUAUUAUUAUAUAAUGUGAAUAAUCUUAGACAAAUUAUGCAGAUUCAAAAAUGUCUUUUUUGAAAAUGUAAUUUUUUUUUCUCCUAACCAUUAAAUUUUAAAUUAUUUUUAUACCUCGCAGUUACAAAAUAAAUUAAAAUAUUGUUCCUUCAUAUCUAAAACUUGGCUACGGUAAGCAUGUGAAACUCAAGCUUUAAAUAUUAUACUUAGAGAAAUCACUUACUUAUUUAUUAAGUUUGUUUUUACUGUGAUUUACUGUUCUAAAUGUAGCUGAACCUAAAAAAAAUUUCUAUAUAUAUUUUUUUUAAUAAACAUUAAACGAUUUCUGUAUAAUUUAAAAGAAAAACAUAUUUUUUUAAUUAUGAAACUUAGAAUAUAGAUAUUGUAGGGUAGUUAAUAGAAAAAUAUUUUUGUACUAUAAAUAAUGGUUUUGUUGAAUAUUUCGGUCAGACUGUAUGAUGUGAUAGUACAUUUGUAAUGAAGGUAAUAGUGUUUGUAAAUAGGUUAUUUUGUAUAAAUACUAGAUGUAGGGGGUCCCAUAUUAGUGCUUUGCUUGGAUAUAUAGGCUUUUAAAAACUAUUGUCAGUAGUUUUGUGUUAGUUUUUGACUUAAAUCUGUUACUUGUAAAUACCCAACAUAUGUUUUCUUCAUAAACAUGUAAAAUGUUGUGUAAAUUUUGAAUAAUUUCCUAUAUGGUUUGUUAUAUUUCAUAGUUUAUUGGUGUUGUGACUAUUUGUAAUUAAAUGGACUGAUCUGGUAGUUUUAGGUAGACUAAUUUCAAUAACUUGAUAGAAUAUUACCGUUUCCAAAUAAAUAGAUCAGUUUAAUUUGGCCAAA
Molecule: messenger RNA, 2301 nt
Organism: Danaus plexippus (monarch butterfly)
Lineage: Eukaryota; Metazoa; Arthropoda; Insecta; Lepidoptera; Nymphalidae
Product: N-acylneuraminate-9-phosphatase
Exons: 5
Coding region: 105-845 (246 amino acids)
Molecular function (GO): hydrolase activity
Source: RefSeq, a predicted model, not a curated record